AUGCUGCCCCUCGGGCUCCUCAACGCGGCGCAAGGCCACCCAAUGCUGGUCGAACUCAAGAACGGCGAGACACUCAACGGCCAUCUAGUACAAUGCGACACAUGGAUGAACCUAACCCUGCGCGAGGUGGUGCAGACGAGUCCAGAAGGUGACAAGUUUGUGCGGCUACCGGAGGUUUAUGUUAAGGGAAAUAAUAUCAAAUACCUGCGCGUCCCGGACGAGAUUAUCGACAUUGUGAGGGAACAACAGAGUCAACAGGGCGGAUACCGUGGCGGGCGCGGUGGGCAAGGGAGGGGUGACCACGGUGGUCGCGGUGGUGAUAGGGGACGUGGUGGGAGAGGGCGAGGAGGUGGAAGGGGUGGGAGGGGUAGGGGGUCAUGA
Molecule: messenger RNA, 381 nt
Organism: Dichotomopilus funicola
Lineage: Eukaryota; Fungi; Ascomycota; Sordariomycetes; Sordariales; Chaetomiaceae
Exons: 4
Coding region: 1-381 (126 amino acids)
Biological process (GO): nuclear-transcribed mRNA catabolic process; P-body assembly; spliceosomal snRNP assembly
Cellular component (GO): U6 snRNP; spliceosomal tri-snRNP complex; P-body
Molecular function (GO): U6 snRNA binding
Source: RefSeq, a predicted model, not a curated record